UAUAUAGGCUUAGCCUCUCAACAUUUAUCCUCAAGCACUUGUCUCCUGAGGAGAAAAUUCUUGCAGGCUUUAAUCUCCCCGUAUAAACAGUCCUUCCAUAUACUCAAAUUCAUUUCCAACCCAUUUCUCUUAAUUUGCACAAUUCAGUAAUGGGGAACGGUACCUCAGCUACAAAAGAGGCAUUACCCAUUGCUACCCCUUUCAAGCUUCCUUCUCCACUGCCAUCUUUACCACAAGGUGAAGGCUUUGGGAAUGGAAUCAUUAAUCUGGGGAGUGGAUUACAGGUGUGUCAGGUAGUCUCUCUUAACAAGAUUUGGGCUACAAAUGAAGGUGGACCUGAUAACCUUGGAGCUACCUUCUUUGAGCCAUCACAGAUGCCACAAGGCUUCUCUAUGCUGGGUUGCUACAGCCAGCCCAACAACAGGAUGCUACACGGGUGGGUUCUUGCAGGUAAAGAUGAGACAGGUGAAGCCUUGACGAAACCAGUAGAUUACACUCUUGUUUGGAGCAGUGAAUCUUUGCAGAUCAAGCAAGAGGGUGUUGGCUACAUUUGGCUACCUACUCCUCUUGACGGUUACAAAGCUCUAGGCUGUGUAGUCACCACCUCCCCUGAAAAGCCUUCCCUGGAAAAAGUCCGUUGUGUUCGGUCUGACCUUACCGACGACUGUCAGAUUGACAAAUGGAUAUGGGGACAGGGCAAGGAAAGCGAUCCAAAUGGUUUCAAUGUUUUCAGCCUGCGGCCAAGCAACAGAGGAACUCAAGCUAUGGGUGUCUCUGUUGGCACAUUUGUAGCCCAAAAUACUACCAGUGCUUCUAUUUCUCUAGCAUGUUUGAAGAAUAUUGAGUCGAAUUUGUCUUGUAUGCCUACUCUGGACCAAGUCCAAGCAAUAUUCCAGGCCUACUCUCCUCGGAUAUAUUUCCAUCCUGAUGAAGAAUACCUUCCUUCCUCGGCAAGAUGGUAUUUCACCAACGGAGCACUACUAUAUAAGAAAGAUGAAGAGUCCAAACCUGUCCCAAUCGAAUCGACCGGCUCAAACCUUCCUCAAGGUGGCUCCAAUGAUGGUUCUUAUUGGCUGGAUCUACCUGUGGAGGAAGCAGCAAGAGAAAGAGUGAAGAGAGGAGAUUUACAAGAUUGCCAAGUCUAUCUACACAUAAAGCCAAUGCUCGGGGCCACAUUUACUGAUAUCGUUGCGUGGCUUUUCUACCCUUUCAACGGUCCUGGCAGGGCUAAGGUUGAGUUGAUCACCGUUCCACUAGGAAAAACAGGACAGCAUGUUGGUGACUGGGAGCAUGUCACGUUGAGGAUUAGUAAUUUCAAUGGACAGCUAUGUGGUAUCUAUUUGUCGGCACACAGCGGCGGGACAUGGUAUGAUGCUUCAGAGCUUGAGUUUCAAGACGGAAACAAGGCUGUCAUCUAUUCAUCGUUAAAUGGCCAUGCGAUGUAUGCCAAGCCAGGUCUAGUCUUACAAGGGAGUGGGAAUAUAGGAAUCAGGAACGACACUGCCAAGAGUAAUAAAUUCAUAGACACCGGAGCACGAUUUUCAGUGGUGUCAGCUGAGUAUAUGGGCUCGAGUGUCAUUGAACCACCAUGGCUCAACUAUUUGAGGAAAUGGGGUCCAAAUAUCACUUAUGAUCUUGCCGAAGAAGCCGAGACGGUGGAGAAACUAUUGCCUGGAAAUCUCAAAUCUGCUUUUGACAAGUUUGUGAAGAGCCUGCCGAAAGAAAUAUUUGGGGAAGAAGGGCCUACCGGUCCCAAAUUGAAAAGAAACUGGACUGGAGAUGAAGUCUGAAUGUAGAUCAGAUGCUUUAAGUUCUUUUCAACGGGCAGUGAAUGAAGGGUGAUUUGUGCUGUUAUAAAACCCUGUUGAUAAAGCUUCAUUGUUGGAUGUAUAUUUGUUUACAAAUAAAUUAAAUAAUUUGGAAAUCAAGAAA
This is a messenger RNA of Populus nigra (black poplar), 1932 nucleotides long. RefSeq lists its product as hypothetical. The transcript has 2 exons. The coding region runs from base 150 to 1790 and encodes 546 amino acids. The record is from RefSeq and is a predicted model, not a curated record. Lineage: Eukaryota; Viridiplantae; Streptophyta; Magnoliopsida; Malpighiales; Salicaceae.